This is a messenger RNA of Prunus armeniaca (apricot), 1587 nucleotides long. Lineage: Eukaryota; Viridiplantae; Streptophyta; Magnoliopsida; Rosales; Rosaceae. The record is from the annotation of a GenBank genome assembly.
AUGAUGAAGAUGGGGGAACUGUGGACACAGCUGGGCUCAGUGACGGCCAGCAUGAUGUUUGCUUAUGCCAUGUUCAAACAAUUCUUCCCAGACGAUCUUGGCAACAUCCUUGAAAAAUAUACCCAAAAAUUGGUGGGUUAUGUCUACCCUUACAUCCAAAUCUCCUUUGAUGAAUACACAGUUGAGUUUUUAAGACGCAGCGAAGUUUAUUCUUCCAUCCAAAGCUACCUCAGCACCAAGUCCUCCACCAGAGCAAAACGCCUCAAGGCUCACGAUGUUAAGGGCAGCAAGGCCCUUGUUCUCGGCAUGGACGACAAUGAAGAGGUCACCGAUGAGUUUCAGGGCAUCAAGCUCUGGUGGGUUUCAAUGAAAAGUGCGUCUAAGAAGUCAUCUUUUUCUUUCUAUCCUGAGUAUGAAGAUAGGAAGCAGUACAAGUUGACCUUCCACAGACGCCACAGGGAUAUUGUGAUGGGGUCUUAUCUGGACCAUGUGAGGCAGGAAGGGAAGGCAAUUGCAGUGAGCAAUAGGCAGCGCAAGCUUUACAUCAACAAUACAGGGAAGGGUGCCAAGUGGAGCCACGUAGUGUUUGAGCACCCUGCAACAUUUGAGACCUUGGCAAUGGACCCGAAAGAGAAGCAAUCGAUCAUCGAUGAUCUCAUGAAGUUCAGCAAGGGGAAAGACUACUACAAGAAAAUUGGCAAGGCUUGGAAGCGUGGAUAUCUUCUCUACGGGCCACCGGGCACGGGCAAGUCUACCAUGAUCUCUGCCAUGUCUAAUCUCAUGAACUAUGAUGUCUAUGAUCUAGAGUUAACGGCUGUCAAGGACAACACCGAGCUGAGGAAGCUAUUGAUUGACAUAACUGCUAAGGCGAUUAUCGUGAUCGAGGACAUUGAUUGCUCUCUUGAUCUGACCGGACAGCGAAAGAAGAAGAAGCAAGAGGAGGAAAAAGAUGGGGAUGAAAAGGACCCAAUUCCUAAAAGGCCUGAAGAAGAAGAAACCACAACAAGCAAGGUCACUCUGUCUGGGCUGCUCAACUUUAUUGAUGGGAUUUGGUCAGCUUGUGGAGGGGAGAGACUGAUUGUGUUUACCACAAACCAUGUGGACAAACUUGAUCCUGCUCUCAUUAGAAGAGGAAGAAUGGACAAGCAUAUUCAGCUGUCCUACUGUUGCUUUGGAGCAUUCAAAGUGCUUGCAAGGAAUUAUUUGGAUGUAGAAUCACACGAGUUGUUUGGAACCAUCGAGCGUUUGUUGGGGGAAACCGAUAUGACUCCGGCUGAUGUUGCUGAGAAUUUGAUGCUCAAAUCUGAUACAGAGGAUGCAGACUCUUGUUUGAAGAGCUUGAUUGAAGCACUCGAGGCUGCUAAGGUGGAGGCAAGAGUGAAGGCAGAGGAAGAAGCAAGAAAGAAAGCAGAGGAAGAAGCAAGAGUGAAGGCAGAGAAGGAAGAGAAAGAGAAGGCAAAAUCUGGUAAUUCUAAAGAUGAAGUGAAAUGUAAUGGAACAAAAGAUGAAGUGAAAUGUAAUGGAACAAAAGAUGAAUUGAAAGGAACAUCGGUUGCAGAAGUAAAAGAAAAUGGUGUGACCCCGUGA